Molecule: messenger RNA, 2486 nt
Organism: Drosophila mauritiana
Lineage: Eukaryota; Metazoa; Arthropoda; Insecta; Diptera; Drosophilidae
Exons: 1
Coding region: 68-2146 (692 amino acids)
Source: RefSeq, a predicted model, not a curated record
UGUAAAGCUGAGGUCUUUAGAUUUGAAGUAAGUCUAAAAAGAACAGCUGCAAGGAACAGCCCUUCAAAUGUGCGCCGCCGUCUGCGUGAUGGUCACGGUGCCCACGGAAGCCGAGGAACUGAAACUGUACCCCAAGCCGCUGGUUGACACAUCAUAUUGCUCCAGCUGCGGUGGUCGGGUAAGGAGCAGGUGCUCUGAGGCACCCAGUGAGGUGUGCGAACGGUGUUGGCGCUUGAGUCAAAUAGCCGGGAGCAGUGUGCUUAGCGAGGGCGUUCCAAAGGCGUACAGCUCUACGGCAGCUCCUAUGUCCCAGAGCAGGGCCCUGCAGCUGCCCAAUCUUAAGGGGGAUGCCUCUUUGGAGAAGCUGCUGCGGGCCAUUGCCAAAGAGCUGCGAUUGGAGAACGUCUUUUGGACGCACGACAUCAGCGGGAGGCAGGUGCAGGCACGCUUCGACCUCCUGCAGGACGAGCGGUACGAGAGACUGCUGUGCACGCUGCAAGAUUGGGGCGUCGGUGAUCGACCCGGCACCCAUGUGUCUGCCCUCACCUGCCUGGAAACCCGGGCUAAGCCCGUCCUGCAGGUCCCCAGACAAGACCAUGACAAUUUCGUUGAUCAGCAUCAGGAACAGGGCCAGGGUCACGGCCAGGGCUGGCAGAGCUUCAUGGACUCGGUAAGAUGUAGGCUAAAUGUCAACCAGGUGGUGCGCCAGGUUCGGCGGGAUGCCACUUUAACCUUUGACUUCGUGGUGCUGCUCAUGGCUGCCGCUCUGCUAUCGUGCGUGGGUCUGGUCGAGAAUAGCUUUCUGUUUCUCUCCAGCUCCAUGCUGAUUUCCCCCUUGAUGGGCCCCAUCAUAGCGGCCAUAUUCGGUUCAGUGAUCGGCGAUCGGGACCUGCGGUGGUUGGGUCUGAAGAACGAACUCCUGGGUAUAGCUGCGUCUGUGGCUAUUGGAUUCUUCUUUGGCGCCAUGGUCUGUGGUUUCGGUCACUUUUUCGCGAUUUCCAAGGGUCUCACGGAGGAAAUCGUCUCACGGUGCGACACGCACUCCCUUGCCAUCGGAGUAUGCACCGCCCUGGCUUCGGGAGCGGCGGGCGCCAUAGCGGUUUUGGGUGGCAAUACGGGGUCCCUGGUGGGCGUGGCCAUCUCAGCCUCCCUGCUGCCACCUGCUGUUAAUGCCGGACUUCUGUGGGCCCUGGCCGUCGGAGUUCACGUACUGCCGGACGACCAUGAGCCCCUGGCCAGCCUGGUGAAGCACAGGUCGUACUCCUCCCAGCUUUCCAUUGAGCUACUAGUUUGUGCAGUUGUCAGCAUGGCCCUCACCCUCCUUAACAUAAUUUGCGUUUGGCUGAUGGGAGUGGUGGUUUUGAGGAUUAAGGAGGUGGCUCCAGCGGUUCAGCGGCACCAGAAGUUUUGGCGUCAUGACGUCCGCACAGCACGCGAGGUGGCGCUAGAUCCAGCCCUACAGAGCGCCAUAGAUCGCCUGGACAAGUCGCAACUGGAUUCGGACGCGGCACACUACCAGCGCGUCUGGUCGCCAGGGCUCGGUCGUCAGACCGCCUCGCACACAGGAAUUGGGAGCUAUGACAUUAACCUGUCCUGCAGCAAGGAUCAGCCGAACAACUUUCACACCGUGCAUGGCUUCCAGGAGUUCUGCAUCACGCUGCAUCGACUAAAGUCUGCACCCAAGGUCGUCCCACCACCGAGUAUAAUGGAGCUGUUUACGCGCGAGGCUCCAAACUCCGACCAGACCAAGACUGGGGGCAGUGUCUUCAGCAGCUGCCGUAGUCUGCCGAACCAUCGCGUCUGGCCAGAUGGACCAUCCAGUGACAUGAGUAUCCAAGGUCUGAUCUUUGGUGCAGCCAAGAGCGGGGAACCUGGACCCGCUGUCCCUACAGCAGCGAGUUCAAACAGGGAACGCGAAAAGAUGAAUGUCCACUGGCAGGAGGAGGAACUACAGGAGGACCUCGUCCUAAGAAGGGAGAUCCUGAACAGCAGGGAGAGCAGUCCGCUCAGAAGACCCGGACAUGUUCUGAUACCCCUGCCCAGGCUAGAAGGCACUUUCUUGGUGGAUCGGCCUCUGAGCCUGUUGACCUACGGCAGGUCAGAGGGAGCGAGCCCCGGGGAAAAGCAAGACGAGUUCCAGGCUUAGCAAUGUGCUCAGCCCCAAGUCAUAGCCUUGAACCUAACACCACCAGGCACCAGCCACCAGACACCAUCAAGAGGUCCGCAAACAUCCAAGAUGAAGCCUCGAGCUUCGUGUCCAGCUUUGAUUACUUGCCGAUCCGGCGGCAGUGUCCUUGUUUGCCAACCACUUCAAGCCGCAAGCUCUGGCGGUCGUGAAAUAUCAAAAAAGUUGUUUAUACUAUGAACUAUAUAUAAAGCAAAGAACAAAAUGGUAACAACCAUGGAUGGAAAAAAAUACAUAGAAGCCUCAACAGCACACAAAGCUGGUGCUGCGAUGCAGUCCAGUCCAGUGGAACCAGUUAAUU